AUGAGUAUGUCAUAUUCAUUCCCUAAAAUCCAUUCCUUUCCCCCGUUAUAUACCAAACAGCCUAAUGCAACUAUAUUUUCAAAUCAGCUUGAUUCAUGGUGUGACAUAAUACUUUCUUACUGUGAGCACUUCAAAGUACAAUCUUUAUCUAGCAAUGGGAUUCCUCUCCAUGCACAAGACGAAACGACAAAUAAGACAGAAUACCCUUUAAUAUUUGAAAACAAGGGAAUCGGAAGGGCUGCCAAUGAGGAGCUCAAACAAGCUGUAUUCAAGCAUCUAAUUCACAAAUUGUGUAAGGCAGAUUAUAUUGAUCCUAAACACCCAGACUUGGGAAUAGUAAUAUACUGGAAGUCAUUGGCCGAAUGGAGUAAUUUGCUUUACAAUUAUGUGGACUCAGCAGGGCUACGUGGAACUAUUUUAACGGUAUAUGAACUAACAAAACUGGAAGAGAGUCUGGUUCCAAGCCAAUUAAGGAAUUUGGACCCUAAUCUCUUGAUUAAGAUAAUAAAGGAAGUACUAGUUAAGCAAGGGAAAGCGCAAAUACUCGUGGAUGAUACUAAUAAUGAAAUUGGAGGGGUUAAGAUCGUAUGA
Messenger RNA from Priceomyces carsonii, 591 nucleotides. RefSeq names its product ESCRT-II subunit protein. Bases 1 to 591 code for a protein of 196 amino acids. Gene Ontology annotation, biological process: protein transport to vacuole involved in ubiquitin-dependent protein catabolic process via the multivesicular body sorting pathway. The transcript has a single exon. Gene Ontology annotation, molecular function: protein homodimerization activity; structural molecule activity. Gene Ontology annotation, cellular component: ESCRT II complex. NCBI's taxonomy places the organism in Eukaryota, Fungi, Ascomycota, Pichiomycetes, Serinales, Debaryomycetaceae. The record is from RefSeq and is a predicted model, not a curated record.